AUGUCAAAGUUCACUCGCCGAAGACGCUAUGCCAAUAAGGAUACUUGGCUGCGGGUGCUACACGUUGUGCUUUGCCUUACCUUGCACAUCUGCAACAUAAAUACUCUGGCACAUCCCAGUCCAGCACAGGAACAUGAUAUGCUGAUAUUGGAUGCGCUGUCGAGACGCAGCAGCGGCGGUGGUGGCUACUACAGCGAGGAUUCAGUCAUGGAUAUGCUGGCGAGAAGUAGUUUAAACAGCAACAGCAACAGCAACAGCAACAGCGGUAGCUUCAACACCAACACAGCAACCAAUUUCGCCACCGGUGAAGCUACAAUUCAAUAUCGACCGUUAUAUGGUGACGCCAAUCAAGCGCCAGUUGUUAAUGUAGUUAGCAAUGCGCUCACCGAGUACAAGCGCCUGACAGGCAGUGGCAUUAGCGGCACUGGUGGCGCCGGGGUAUUGCCCAAGCGUGUGAUGCUGAAAAGACGCAACGAUAAUGAUGUCUUCGUCAAGCCUGAAUGCGGCUUGCCGCGUGCCACUCAGCGCACUCUGCAAAAGCGCAUCAUUGGCGGAAGAUCGGCGAAUUUCGCUGAAUAUCCAUGGCAGGCGCAUAUACGCAUUGCGGAAUUCCAGUGUGGCGGUGUGUUGGUGUCGCAUAAUAUUGUCGCUACGGCAGCGCAUUGCAUACAACAGGCGCGCCUGCAGGACAUCUCCGUCUAUUUGGGUGAAUUGGAUACACAGAAUUUGGGUCAUAUACACGAGCCACUGCCGGUGGAGAAACAUAAUGUUAUACUGAAGAUUGUACAUCCGCGUUUUCAAUUUCGCAUGACACAGCCGGAUCGCUUCGAUGUGGCGCUGCUAAAGCUGGCCAAGCCGACGGGAUUUAGUGAACACAUUCUUCCAAUUUGCUUGCCAUUAUUUCCGAUUGCUUUAAUUGGACGGAAAGGUCUAAUUGCCGGUUGGGGCAAGACAGAAGCAAGUAUGGGCCAUGCUGGUACCAAUAUGUUGCAAGUAGCCACGGUACCCAUAAUAACGGCCUUUGAUUGCUUACGCUGGCACGAAAGUAAACGCAUCAAUGUGGAACUCUAUGGCGAAAUGUUUUGUGCGGGCCACUCGGAUGGGCAUCAGGAUGCGUGCUUGGGCGAUUCUGGUGGGCCACUAAUUGUGAAAGAGCGUGGUCGUUUCAUUUUGGUUGGCAUCACUAGCGCCGGUUUUGGUUGCGGCGUCGAUCAUCAGCCGGGCAUUUAUCACAAUAUACAAACUACAGCCAAAUGGAUACAGGAGAUGGUGGCGCGGCAUGCUUGAGCAAGCACCAGUGGCACGCAGACAAU
This is a messenger RNA of Rhagoletis pomonella (apple maggot), 1313 nucleotides long. RefSeq names its product testisin-like. Gene Ontology annotation, biological process: proteolysis. The record is from RefSeq and is a predicted model, not a curated record. The transcript is spliced from 6 exons. The coding region runs from base 1 to 1287 and encodes 428 amino acids. Lineage: Eukaryota; Metazoa; Arthropoda; Insecta; Diptera; Tephritidae. Gene Ontology annotation, molecular function: serine-type endopeptidase activity.